ACGAUCCUUGUGUCUUUCCAGCGCAGCUGGUUUAACCAUCAAAAGAUCACAGUUCGCAGGGUCCACCCAUCAUCCUCAACAGCCAACAAAUCCAAGGCUCGUAAGAGCUCACCUAUACAAGAUCGAAAAGACGCAACAUGCAAGAAUUGGCUUCAUUAGUACUCGUGGCACUGCUACUAGUGGCAUUUUUGCUGGACUCCGCGUCUGCCUUUGUGGUCCGGAAGGAUCAUUCUUCCUUAGUAUUGUUUGCUACAACCCGCCGCUAUGGACCUCCCUUGGGAGACGAUUUUUUUGAAUCACCACGUGUCCAAAAAGAAAAAGACCAGACGCAAGCGCGCGAAUUUCGCUCCCUGCUGGACAAGGUCCUCACAGCACUGGAAUCGGAUCGACCCGAGCAUAUUCCAUCGCUCCUCACGAAACACGCCGAGCUCUUGCUGCGAAUGCCGGGACAUGUCGUGACGGAAUUGGUACAAGAGGCACUGCAAAAUGACAACACUGACAAGGCAAAAGUAGAAGAAGCACUGGAAAUGAUCGUGUCGUUUGUGGAAGAUUUCGUGGAACAAUCCAAACAACUGGAUGAUCAGCACAAGCAAUUGUUGGGCAAAAUCAUUCGGACCAUGACGACUUUGUCAAAAAGUCAGACAGAACGACAACGAGAAGAAUCCUUGGAUCAAUUUUUGCAAGAACAUCGCCACGAAUUUACACGAGGAUUUUUACGUCAUUUGGAAGGAGAAUGCGACCGCAUUCAAAGUGCUCCCAGUGUGACACCCGACAGUCUCAAACUCAAAGAAACACUAUUGGUGAUUCAUGCCCGCAUCCUCGAAGAAAUGGCCGUCGAUUGUUUGGGAGAAGGCGCUCUAGUGUUGGGACAGUUGAUUGCUUACGAUGACAAAAUCGAACGCAUUGCCGUAUUAGAAGCGGGGUUGCAGGUGCGAGGCGUCGAAUUUGCGCAAGAAUUGGCCGCAUUGACCCAAGAAGCCUUGGAAGGCUUUCAACAACAACAAGUGGAUCCGGAUCUGGUCACGCGAGUGCAAGAAAUCGAUCAGAGGGUACAGGAAUUUGUAGAAGAGAAUGGGACGUUUCAAUAGUACUACAAUAGAAGGAAUACCGCAUUCACUACAUACCAUCUAUAAAACCCGUCCAGUACAGUGUCACUAGUCAGCGCAAUAGGCGGACGCAUGGGUCCAGGAGCGAGUCCAGACGCGAUUGAGCACCGAUAGAUUGAUUGGAUAUCUAAACCCCCGUUGCAAUACGGUAGGAUAUUGCCAUACCCCAUUGGUUACCAAUAAAAUGAGACCCUCCAAGUACACCACCCCCAAAAGGGGGAAGAUUGUUCCAAGUUCUUAUGUAUUUCAUCGAUAUUUCUUACUAUGGCAUU
Seminavis robusta is the source of this 1378-nucleotide messenger RNA. Lineage: Eukaryota; Bacillariophyta; Bacillariophyceae; Naviculales; Naviculaceae. The record is from the annotation of a GenBank genome assembly.